This is a messenger RNA of Pocillopora meandrina, 1763 nucleotides long. NCBI's taxonomy places the organism in Eukaryota, Metazoa, Cnidaria, Anthozoa, Scleractinia, Pocilloporidae. The record is from the annotation of a GenBank genome assembly.
GUGACGUAGCUGCUUUCAUGUCAAAAAAAAAAAUGAUACGAGGUUUGGGGCUGACCGUUACAGAACUGAUGUUCGCGCGAACGACAGCAAUCAGAUAUGCGGGAAAGUGAGACAAGCCCGCACGUCUCGUGGAAAUGAUGGUUCGCUUUGGAGUCGACUUCCCGACCAUGACGCCCCUGGAAGCGGAACAGACAAAGGGGCUCAGAUUGGCCAGUUCUUCUUACUGGGAUCUCAUGAUAGCUUCUGCUCCAGACGACGGGGAGGACAGCAGUUCGGAUGAGUCAGAGCUCUCCGUCGGGUGGGAUGCUGGAGACCAGAUGGAUCCACUUCCCACCCAAGGAACCCCAGAAUACACUGAAACCGUGACCAGGCAUAUAGAAAAUCUGCUGCAGUGCUACGUGUCUGUGCAGACAACAACUCAGGUAGGGUCUCUCCUGUGAUUAAGAGCGAGUCAGUCAGUCAGUCAGUCAGUCAGUACAUGAGCUUAGAACCCAUUAUUCCAAAUAACCAUAAUACACGCAUUUAAAGAUCCUCUUCAUCAGCCAGGCCUUGUUUUAGAUGACCAACUAGAUAUAUCUUACCCUUUUAUAACAGGCACUGCAAGUCACAGCUGCAGAAGCAACACUAACGCGAAGACCCAGUGGCAGCUCUGGGAUGGUCAGACGAAGAAAGCAGACAACUCCCAGACGUGCCAGAGCAUCCCAGGUGUCCGCAGAAGCGCCAGCAGCUGACGAUCAAAGACCGAGGGAUGAAGAAGCACGGCAGGAAGCACCACCCGACCCCCGGGAGCGUCUGCUGGCACUACCAGGAAUCAUAGCAACACGCCUACCCAACAGAGAGUCUUUGGACAGGCUUCAAAAGUACCUGCAGGAAAAUCAACCUUGCGACCCACAACAGGUGAACUGAAAUUUAAAAAAUAAAGAACUACACAUUGAUUGACAAAAUGAUUUGAUAGGUGCUAACUUCAAAAAUAUUAGAUUGGCAUUUGCUGGUGGCAUUUUCACUUGCAGCCUAUUUCCUCCGAGAGCAAGUCAUCUUGAGAUGUAUUUAUGACAGGUCACAGUCAAAGUUGGGUCCAAAUUUUUCUUACUUAGGCUGAUUUUGGGUUUCUUCUUAUUACUAUGAUGAUUAUAUUUUUUAAGUUUUUUUUUUCUUUUUUUCUUUUCAUAGCCCUAAUGGGAAAUUAGAUUAGUGAUCUUGAAAUUCCUCAUUCUGAAUAGUUGGGGCUAGGAGACAGAGGAAAUUGAGACUCGAUCUUUGUCAAAAACUUUUUUAACCCAAAUUUAAUUUUGACCUGUUAGAGGCAGGGGGAAAUUGAGAAUGAACCAAUGGUAGGUUAAAAAAUUUUCACCUGAUUUUAAUUUUUUAAUUUUCACUACUUGCACGAAGCAUGCUUUAUUAUUAUUAUAUUUUUUUCUUUUUGUACUUUAUUGAUGCAAAGCGCCCAAUGGAAAUAGGAGGAUUUGAGACUUAGUGCUUUACAGGCGGGUAGAUGCACUCAAAGUACUAAGUACUCUAAGUGCAUUUACCCGACUGUAAAGUAUGCUGUAAAGUGAUCUUGAAAUUCCCCAUUCUGAAGAGUUUGCAUCGCGUACUCCAACAGUUUAAAAUUCAUCAAAAUUAAUUCAAUGCAACUCAGCAGGUAAACAUUAACAAUAACUUUGUGAGGUCCGUGGAGGUACCUAUCUCACCUGUUGCUUUUUUUUUCUCCCUAGGUAGAACAACCGGCCAGAUCUUCAGACACAGGCUUUACAGCAGGCUAG